This is a messenger RNA of Radiomyces spectabilis, 1191 nucleotides long. RefSeq lists its product as uncharacterized. The transcript is spliced from 4 exons. Gene Ontology annotation, biological process: negative regulation of transcription by RNA polymerase II. Gene Ontology annotation, molecular function: histone deacetylase binding. Gene Ontology annotation, cellular component: Sin3-type complex. The record is from RefSeq and is a predicted model, not a curated record. Lineage: Eukaryota; Fungi; Mucoromycota; Mucoromycetes; Mucorales; Radiomycetaceae. Bases 196 to 1170 code for a protein of 324 amino acids.
UCGCAUUUUUUUUUUCUUACCUCAUUUCGUUCACACUACGGCUUUCUCUUUAAUAUUUCCUUGUAUCGUCAUUUUUGAUACUUUCUUGUUGAUACAUUUUCUUCCCUUUUGGGAUUUUUUUCGCCUCGCUUUCCGGUCGCUGUAAACUGUUUUCCUUCUAUCCCCCCACUUCUUGUUCCUUACUACUUCUCCACCAUGCCCUUGGCUUCAGUGCUGGAAACCAAUAAGCCAUUUAUGUUUUCGACUUCUUCAUCCUCACGUUCAGGCUCCGUGACGCAUGCGCCGGCAUCGCAGAUGCCCGUCUUACAAAGACCACUGCAGCCUCCACCGUCCAAGGUCCUCGCCGCCACCACGCCGGCAGACCCUCUUACUUUCUUCCCUGUCCAUCGUAAAGAACUUGAAGACCAAGAUGACGAUCCAUACCCCGCUUCACCAAUCUACCAGCGACCGUCUUCACGACCUCAUUCGGCUUACGGUCAUACACUGACCGAUGCUAAUUACACUUACACCUCGCCGGCAGCACCUUCCUCCGCAAGUGCUACUGCUGCACCAUCCCUUUCCGCCACCACCAACGGUAUAUUUGGCCACACCCAGAAGUAUCACACAUACCCGACGCAUAUCCAUCGCCAUUCACUCUCGCAAACACAACCUCUCUCUGAAAACAAGAGGAAUAAUAAUUUGAACAAUCACGUUACUACGACCAUUAGCAACAUUACCGAAGGAGUCCAUGUUUCACAGUCCCUCAGCAGUGUAUACAUGAGCGAGGCAGACGAGUCAGAAAGUUGGUUGGAAGUGGAUACGGCGUAUGAAGUUGCGGGUGAUAAUCGUAGGUUGAAACGACGCAAAGAUCUCACCAGUCGAAUGGAGAAACUGGAUUCCGAUUUCAGACAGAUCAGAGAACGUGUUUUCAAAGAAAGAUUAAAAAUGACACAGGAAGAGAUUAUGCGGAUUAAUACCAAUACCCAUCCCUCCUAUCUGCAAGGAUUGGCGGAAUUGGAAAAUAAUCGACAGCAAAUGAUCGAGGAAGGACGGCUUUUCCGGGAUUACCAAAAGCAGAUUCUGGAGAAUCAAUUUCAAUGCGAAAUCCACCAGGCUGAAGAAGCAUACAAGGUAAAGAUUUCAAUAAACUUCAUUGAUAUCUGGGUGGAUCGUGACUCAUCCAGUAUCUAGGCUGAAAAGCAAGGUAUCAGA